AUGAUAGUUUUGCUAAGUGUCACCGUGCUAAUGUUGAGUUUUGGGAAAUUAGUGAUAGGACAUGGAAGACUAAUGGACCCACCUGCAAGAAACUCAAUGUGGAGGUUCGGUUAUCCCAAUCCAGUAAACUACAAUGAUAACGAACUGUUUUGCGGAGGAUAUGCAGUGCAGUGGGAGCAAAACGAAGGCAAAUGUGGCCUAUGUGGAGACCCCCACCACGUAGAGGAGCCCCGGCCCCACGAGGCAGGGGGGCCCUACGCGAAGGGCAUCAUCAGCAGACACUACGGCGUCGGACAAACAAUCGACGUCGAGAUUGAGCUCACGGCCAACCACUACGGCCGGUUCGAGAUCCUGCUGUGCCCCAACAACAAUCCCAAUCAGGAGGCGACUCAGGAGUGUCUCGACAGGUAUCCGUUGUUCGUGGUGGAUAGAAGGGAUACUAGGGACUCGUAUUAUGUGAUUCCAGAGGACGCGAAGAAGAAAGCAGUGUUCAGGUACCAAGUUCAGUUACCCCCUUAUCUGACCUGCACCCAAUGCGUCCUACAAUGGACAUACUACACUGGCAACCAGUGGGGUAUGUGUGAGAAUGGUACCCAGGCUCAAGGAUGUGGAAAAUCAGAGACUUUCAGGAACUGUGCUGAUGUAACAAUACACACAAGCGCAGGUGGUGGUAUACCACCUUUAUUUGUAGAUUCUUUGAAUCCGUAUCAACUAUAUUACAGAGAUUACAGUAAGCCUGCACCUUACAAUGUCGUGCCAUUGGUCGUACGAGAUCAAGUCUGCGUCCCAAGAAGCUUAUACAGGAUGAUUCCCGGAAUGAGGGACUGGUGUCAAUCGAAUUGUUUGAGGUAUCCUCCUAAUUGUCCUCAGGAAAUUUGCCAAUGUCCGAAUACUUGUGAAGCUGUUGGGGAAUACAGAGGAAAUUUGGGAGCUGACGUCCAAUGUAUGGAUCAAUGCUUGGCAUACUCAUCAAAAAGUUGUUCUGCAUCAGAAUGUGUCUGUUAUGAAGAAUGA
Molecule: messenger RNA, 1014 nt
Organism: Phaedon cochleariae (mustard beetle)
Lineage: Eukaryota; Metazoa; Arthropoda; Insecta; Coleoptera; Chrysomelidae
Source: the annotation of a GenBank genome assembly